CAGCCGACGAGCUUCGAGCCGCCUUAGGACGUGUCCGAACCCACAAACGAGCACUUGAAAGUGUUGAUUGACCUGACUUGUACGACCUACCUACGGAUAUGACGAAGCUUUUCCACACCCGCCAUGUUCACCCACGUACCGAUGCGGCUCCGCGCCCUUAGGGCACAGGCUCUGGGUCUGGGCACACCCGUCGACAGGAACAUGCCCGAGGCGGCUCUUCGCCGCUUCGCCCAGAUGGACGAGGGGCAGGCCAUGGCCGAGCUCGGCACCGGCACCUCCCGCAACGGCCUUGCCCAGGCCGAAGCCACGGCCCGCCUCAAGAGCCACGGCCCCAACGUCGUCUCGGCCAAGGCGCCGCCCCCGUGGUGGCUGCUCCUCCUCAUGGUCAUCCCCAACCCGUUCAACCUUCUCCUGGCUUUCAUCGCCGUCAUCAGCGUUGCGUCUCCCGAACGUAGCUGGGAGACCUUGGGCGUCCUCAUGGCUAUGAUCGCCAUCUCGUCAGGGGUGCGCUUCUGGCAGGAAUACCGAAGCCUCGUGUCCGUUGUCAAGCUGCAGAACUCGAUCACCACCAACGCCAGGGUGCGCCGGCGGCCCGGCCAGGGAGCUGAAAAGCCCGGGUCCGGGUCUGAGCCCGAGUCGGUCGAGCUGUCUGUCCACGAGAAGGAGGUGGUGCCUGGGGACAUCCUGCUCCUGUCCCCUGGCGAUGCCGUGGCCGCAGACUGCAUGAUCCUCGAGGCCAACUACCUCCGUGUCAGCCAGUCAAGCCUUACCGGCGAGAGCAUGCCUGUGACCAAGGCGCCGGGGGCACACGCGGCCGAGACCAAGAACUGCGAAACGGCCUUUGACCUGAAGAACGUGGCUUUUAUGGGCACCAGCGUCGUCUCGGGCAGUGCGAUUGCCCUGGUGCUGCGGACGGGCGACGAUAGCGUCAUCGCGUCCAUCAUGCGGCAGCUGUCGAAGAAGCGGGAGCCCAACGCCUUCCAGCGCGGCAUCCGCAACGUCACCUAUAUGCUCAUCGGGUUCAUGCUGGUGAUGGUGCCCAUUGUUCUCGGCAUCUCCGGCCACGUGACCGGCGACUGGGCCCAAGCUGCACUCUUCUCCGUCAGUGUAGCCGUCGGCCUGGUGCCCGAGAUGCUGCCCGCCAUCGUCAACACAAACCUCGCGCGCGGCGCCCACCUCCUCUCCAGCAAGAAGGCCAUCGUCAAGCGGCUCGACGCCAUCCAGAACCUGGGCGCGAUGACCGUGCUCUGCAGCGAUAAGACCGGCACGCUGACCAAGGACGAGGUGCGCAUGGACGCCUUCGUCGACUGCGCCGGCCUGAGCAACUCGGGCGUCUUUCAGCUGGCCUACAUCAACGCUGCCGCCCAGGGGCCCCAGGGCAAUGCCAUGGACGCCGCCAUUGUCCGGCACAACGAGACGCCUGGCGAGUCGAUCACCGUCCCGUACCACGAGUACGUCGCCGUCCUUCCCUUCACCUUUGAGAGGCGCCGCUCCAGCUGCGUGGUCCGCGGCUACACGCACCAGCAGAUGCUCAUCUGCAAGGGCGCCUUCGAAGAGGUCCUUGCCCUCUGCAGCCGCGUACGCCGGGGCCCCAAGGAGGAAGCUCUCGACGGCGCGACCCGUCAAGCAAUGGCCUCCCAGGCCGACAAGCUCGCCGCCGGUGGCUACCGUGUUCUCCUCGUGGCCACCAAGAAGAUCCCCAAGCUGCCGGCCGUCGUCGCCGCGGGAGACCAGGACGCCAUGGAGGACGCCCUCCAAGAGCUUGAAGCCUCCAUGACCCUCGAGGGUCUGCUCACCUUCCUGGACCCCGUCAAGGACGACGCCGCCGAGUCAGUCGAGCGCCUGCGAAGCGCCGGCGUCGAGGUCAAGGUUCUCACGGGCGACAACCUCGCCGUGGCCGUCAACAUUUGUCAGGCCAUCGGCAUCGCCGCGGACAGCCCCAACUCGGACGACGUGCAGGCCAUCACGGGCCCCGACCUGGCAGCCCUCGACGGCGAUGUCGACGCCUUCGACGCCGCCGUCCGAACCUGCCGCGUCUUCGCCAAGCUGACGCCCUCGCAGAAGGGCCAGGUCGUCCGCCGGCUGCGCGCCCAUGGCCACUGCGUCGGGAUGCUCGGUGACGGCGUCAACGACUGCGUCGCCCUCCGCGCCGCCGACGUUGGCAUCUCCGUCGACAGCAGCGCCCGCGCCGCCAAGGACGUCGCCGACGUGAUUCUCACGGAAAAGGGCCUCGGCAUCGUCGCCGACGGCGUCCGCACCGGCCGCGUCACCUACGGUAACUCGAUCAAGUACAUAAAGAUGGUGGCGUCUGCCAACUUCGGCAACGUCUUCAGCAUCCUCAUCGCCAGCGCCUGGCUGCCCUUCACGCCCAUGAGCCCUAUCCAGCUGCUGGUGCAGAACCUGCUGUACGACGUCUCCCAGAUCGCCAUCCCCUGGGACCGCGUCGACGACGAGGACCUCGCCCUGCCGCGCCGCUGGGCGUCCCGAGACCUGCUGCGCUUCAUUCUCGUGCUGGGCCCGACGUCGUCGGUCAUCGACAUUGCCACCUUCUGCUCUGGCUGGUUCUAUUAUGGAGUGCGCUCCGCGGAGGAUCCUCAAGCGGUUGCUCUGUUCCAGACGCAUUGGUUCCUGCAAGGGCUGCUCACCCAGACGCUCAUCGUGCACAUGCUGCGAACGGCCAAGAUCCCCGUCGUCCAGAGCCGCGCUGCGCCUUGCCUUGUCUUCGCGACUUGCGCCAUAAUACUCAUCGGCUUCUGCAUCCCCUAUAUCCCUCCCUUCAGGGAUGUCCUCAACAUGACCCGCCCUGCUGACUCCUUUGUCGGCAUCCUGGCCGCCUUGUUGGCCGCGUACUGUCUCGAGGUGCAGCUCGUCAAGAUGCUGUACGUGCGCAUCUUCAAGGCUUGGCUGUAGGCGGUUUGGUGGGAGUCGGU
This is a messenger RNA of Sodiomyces alkalinus F11, 2930 nucleotides long. RefSeq names its product MG transport ATPase. Gene Ontology annotation, molecular function: P-type magnesium transporter activity; ATP binding; ATP hydrolysis activity. Bases 124 to 2910 code for a protein of 928 amino acids. The record is from RefSeq and is a predicted model, not a curated record. Gene Ontology annotation, biological process: monoatomic ion transmembrane transport; magnesium ion transport. The transcript has 3 exons. Gene Ontology annotation, cellular component: membrane. NCBI's taxonomy places the organism in Eukaryota, Fungi, Ascomycota, Sordariomycetes, Glomerellales, Plectosphaerellaceae.